Molecule: messenger RNA, 1281 nt
Organism: Lonchura striata (white-rumped munia)
Lineage: Eukaryota; Metazoa; Chordata; Aves; Passeriformes; Estrildidae
Source: RefSeq, a predicted model, not a curated record
AUGGAGAAGCAAAACUACAGCAAGUUCUCCUGUUUCUGGGAGACAGAGCCCGUAGGCUGUAGGAGGAUAAGCUGUGACUUCUUUCACAGAAAACCCCGUAAUAUAAAUGGACUUUAUUUGCCACCUAGUAACAAUACCCCAUUGAAACAGGAUGUCCAAGGAGGCAUUCUGCACCUAGCCCAUCGUCAGGACUCACUCAGAAAUCAAGACAAUGUUUUAGUACCAAUUCAUCCUCCACUGAUUAUAAAUCUUGACGAUGAAGAGGAUGAUGAAGAGGAAGAUGAAGAGGAUGAUGACGAGGAAGACAACUAUGUUUCUAACUGGAUGCCUAAGACUGUUAUAGAUAUUGAAGAAGAAAGAGCAAUAAGGGAUAUAUGCUAUAAAUCUGGAGAGUAUUAUGGGAUUCAGAACCCUUACAAACACCAAUCAACAAAAACUGUGUCUUCACCGUGGCAAGAUGAGUUAUUACCCUUGGAAACUACUGAACAAAACUUGCAGAAAGGUGAUGGUAACACAAUUCCUACAAGAUUUAAUAAUACAAGAAAAGAAAAGGAGAGUUCAGAAAGGAAGGUAUCAAUAGAGAGUAUUCCCAGAACAGAUCAUAAAUCCUUUGACAAUGGAGGAGGUGGUGGUUUUGUUAUGCAGAGGAACACAUUUAUUGAUGGGAACAGAUUUGAGGCACUACCUCGGGAAAAAGAACCAAUUACAUCAAAGUAUUCCAAUGUGAAAGACACAAACUACACUGAACUGGUAAAGGGCCACCACUUUAAGGAAGUAAAGGAAAAUAAAAGGAUUUCUGAGGAGCGAAGAAAUGCAGCCAAUGCAGUAACUGGCAGAGGAAUUCACACUCCAGACCCCAAAGUAAAACCAAGUUAUCAACAAAGGGGUCAAAGUAAGGAGGAUGAAACUGCUUCUUCGAGUCCAUAUGGGAGAGACACUGGAAGAUACACUCAUUUAAAUUCUUCAGAACCUCGACGAUCAGCUUAUGUAGUCUACCGGACUGUCACUCAAAAACCGAAAUUCAGUGGAUCUGCAGCAGUACCUGAGUCCUAUGGUCUGAAAGGCUCCAAACAAAAGAAUCAGCCUGACACCAAUAGGAGAUUUUGUACACAAACAGAAAACUAUGGCAAAUAUACUUCAGGAUCUUCUAAUUCUCCAGCUUGGAAGAAGAGAAAUCCACAAGCAAAACCAUUCUCUAAAUUUAAAAUAACUACUCAGCAGAGUAAAGAAGACAUGGAAAUGAAUAAAAAAGGAGAAAAAGAAACAUCUAAAGGGAAAUAA